Molecule: messenger RNA, 4247 nt
Organism: Harpia harpyja (harpy eagle)
Lineage: Eukaryota; Metazoa; Chordata; Aves; Accipitriformes; Accipitridae
Gene: TERF1
Product: telomeric repeat binding factor 1
Exons: 11
Coding region: 1-1131 (376 amino acids)
Biological process (GO): telomere maintenance
Cellular component (GO): chromosome, telomeric region; nucleus
Molecular function (GO): telomeric repeat DNA binding; protein homodimerization activity
Source: RefSeq, a predicted model, not a curated record
AUGGCCGGAGUGGCCGGCAGCUCUCCGGCAGAGGCAGGUGGCGGCGGCUCCUCCUCCUCCGCCGCCGCUGCCGCCCCACCGGCUGAGGCAGAAGCUGUGGCCGCGGACUGGAUGCUGGAGUUCGCCUGCUACUGCCUGUGCCGGCACUUCGGGGAGGGGCGCGCGGCGCCGUUCCGGCGGUGGAGGGCCGUGGCGCAGGCUCUUAUUGAUGGCCUCUCCAGAAUACCUACACAUCAGAAAAAAACGGUGUAUCUCUGUCAGCUUUUGAUAAGAAUUGCAGAAGGAAAAAACCUUGAAUGCCAUUUUGAAAAUCAUGAAAGAAUGUCACCUUUGGAAUCUGCUCUGUCUUUCUGGACUUUACUUGAAAGGGAAGAAAUUAAACUGGAAAAGCUUCAUGGAGAUAUUCGCCGCUUGAUUCAAAUUCAGAUUGUAGCAGUCCAUAUGGAAAACGGAUAUUUCAAGGAGGCUGCUGAAGUUCUCGAAAGGCUAUUUACAGACUCAGAAUCAGAUAAGCCUUUAAGGGUGAAGCUGGCAAGCAUAAUUAAAAGCAAGGAUCCAUAUGUUCCCCUUCUCCAAACCUUCAGUUACGAUCUUUUGACAAGUAAAAUCAAGUCUUACAUUGAACCUUUCAUGAAAAGAACUGAAACUAACUUCUUAAUACAGGCAGCCACAAAACACGUGGAGUCUAAAGGAUUGGGAGCAACAGCAUUGCAAAACAAAACUGUGAAUGAAAACGACAAAAGGAAUUUGGAAACAAAUCAAAGAAGGGCAGCUCCUGACACAAUUACAUCUGAGAGAUCAAUGGAAGAGCAACAGAGUAUUACAGAUCAGUCACGUGGAGGCAUAAAAAAACCCACAGUAAGGCCUCAUCCAGGACGGAAGCCCAGAGUAAGCAGUGUUCUUCAGAGUCUGAACAGCUUGCAAAAUGUAGAAAAACAUGGAGAUGCUUUAGCUUGUGGCCGAAGAAGACAGCGAUGGACUUACAAAGAAGACAUGGAACUGAAAUCAGGAAUAAGGGAGUUUGGAGUGGGUAACUGGGCUAAAAUUUUGGUCCACGGUGACUUCAACAACCGAACUAGUGUCAUGUUAAAAGACCGGUGGAGAACACUCUGCAGGAUCGAACAAGGCUAAUUUGGACUGCAGGAAUCAGCUCGACCUUUCCCUAAAUAAGGACCUAGUCUAGCUUUUCAGAAUAAUAACUUAUUUUAGUCUCAGAGUGUCCAGCAGUGUUGCUGUCCUAAAACAUGAAACAGAAUAGUGAUAGGUGUAAAACGUUCAUGUAAGCUCACUUGCUUGGGUAAUGAUGACUUAAAUGCAAAGCUUGGCCUUUUAUCUACACACAAGACCUAAUUUCUGAAAUGUGAAAAUGCUUGCAGUGAUUUAAGAAAGGUCAGUUAUGUACAUAAGGGCACUAAAUGACUGGCAACAUGUUUAGCUUGAUAGAGGCUAAUAGAGAGUCAAGUGUUCUGUAUUUUAAAAGGGUUUUAUCUCUAGUCAGAUUGAGCUUUUUAUCAUUUUAUCUCCUGCCAUAUAACCCAUUCUAAUCUGAUUUGCUUCACUUUGAAAUUUUGGUCAGAUUUGUCAUCUCUGUCAGUAAGUUACACCAAAAAAUAUGUAUGUAUUGGUAUUACUAAUUUUACAAACUGAUUCCUUUUUUUGCAGUUAAAAAUGUGAUAAUUUAUGUAAUUUUAUAUUUAUAAGUAGUAAAGGUGUUGCUUUUUUUUUUUGUUAAAGAAUUAAGCUUAAGUUCUAAGUGGAAGAUUAUUUUGAACUUAGGUAUAUUAGCAUAAUAACACUUUUUAUCUCACAGAAGAGAUGGAAAACAUAUGAAAAGUAACAGUAUGAUACUAGCUCUUAACAUCUCUUGAUUAUCUUGUGCCACAUAACUUGUCUUGAGAAGUGGCUUCUUCUAGACCAGCAGGAAAGGGAAAGCUCAGGGCUCAAUAAUGAGUCUAUACUGACACUGGUAGCACAGCUCAGGAGACAUGGUUCAUCUAUGCCCUCCACUGUCUGCAGUGACAGCAAGCAAAGAUACACUCUGAUACGGGUAACUAACUAUCAAGGUGUCAGUUGGUCACUGUAAAUGUCCUGCUUAUGAGAGACUGUAAUGCAUGAUGGUACUACGCUGUCCCUCUUGAUUCAGGUUGUGUGGAAAAGAGUUCCACAACCUCAGAAAACCCACACUUUCCACUGUCAUACUGGUGUGAAUCUAGUGACUUGAACUAACUUAUCACAGCAUUCUUUUAAAAGAGAAAUCUCUUCAAUUCAGAUAUUUUCUGUACCUUUAUCCUUGAAUAAGGUUUUUAUUUUACAAGAACCUUACAAGGAAAAGCAUCUGUCCAAAGUGGUCAUAAUAAAAUAAACCUCUCGGAUAUUUUUCCUGGCUACAAAGGAAGAGAUAUAUUCUUGAAGGCUGAAAUGUUCAGGAAGCAUUAAGAUAAUCUCUUUGCUUUCUGUUUUGGAGGCCUGCUUCCAUUACGAUAAAAUGGUAAAGUACAGUUACAAAGGUUUGUUUCACACUCUUAUUGUGGACAGGACCUCAGCCAGAUCUCCUUCCUCAUUCUUGCCACCAGAUGCUACGGUUCCUUCUUGCAGCUCCUAGAAACAGCGGCAAGCAGUAGUCUUUAGGUUCCACAGAGAUGCUGCAUGUCUUAACAGUAAAUUUUCUCAACCUUAAGGCAUAAUUUCUUUUUAGCAAACAUUGUGAAUUUCAGGAUCUUGAUAAAAUUACAGGCUUUGUCCUUCAGCAAGGAAUGCUAGAGCAGCUGUAAGCCAACAAUUCAAAAAGUCAUAGCAGGUAUCUGACAAGUGAGAAAGUGCAGUAUGCAGCCUCUUUAAUGCUGUUAACAAUAAUUGAAGGUAAGUUAUAGGUAACAAAACAAGGAUUUGAGCUACCUGCAUAGCAGUCUUGCCAGUGCUCUAAUAUUGCAGGUUUCUAUGUUGAUCAUUGUACAUGAGCAGUUUUAACUAGUAUUUUUUUUUUUUUUAAUGUUAACCAAGGUUUAGUCACAAAGUCUUGUUUAGGUUCAUCUGCCAUAAAGUUCACACUGUGUAUUAGUGACAUGAAGUUCUGAGCAAGACUACUUCCUUAACAAUGCUGACUAGUCAUAUCUUUUUAUGAAGGUGGCUGAACAUGAAAAAUGCAAUGUAGAGCAGGAAUACUUACCCACUUGUAGUAUAAACAACUGUCUAGAUGAUAUUGGGAAGGAACAAAGGAUCUAAACUGAAAUCUGGUUUUAGCUCUCAAAUUUUCAUUUUUAUUCACCCUUGCUAUUUAACGGUGACAGUAAAUAUUCUCAGACUUGAGAAUGUUUAGCUGGCUCAUUACUGAGUAGGAGCAGUGCCUGUAGACAGGACUGUGGCCAGUAAAGAAUGAGAACUUUAGGAAAAGCAGCUACUACAAUUAGAAACAUCAGCUCUUUAAUUACAAAAGACAAACAUGGAAAAAUGCUUCUAGUGUUCUAAUACAAAGAUCAGUCUUAGCGUUUUGUAUUAAGGCAGAGAGAGUUUCCCGAAAUGUUUCUUCCUAAGUUCUGACUCCUUUAAAGUUUUUUUUAGGUUCCAGAAAAUGCAGCAGAAACAUGCAGGUUUCUUGGCAUCGGUGUUAAUUUUCUUAAUCUUUUUGUUGUUGCUGUUUUAAAGGUCUUUUAAACUUUUAUGUAAAAAUAAAGCUAUGGACAAGGGGACAUGAACAGUGCUCCAGUUGCCGAAUCUUCUUCCAGGUUCCUUGGCACUGAGAGUUGCCAACUGCUUCCCAGUGUAAGAUUUUACUUCUGAAAUAUGACAGUAAAUGAGGAAUUAAUACACUGAAAACUGUAUUUUUCAUGUUGCUAGGUUGUGUUGUAGAACAUAGAUUUGCUUAAUAAUGUAAGACUUUAAUUCGCUCAUCUAGCACUUAAAAUGCUUUCUGCAGCAGGCACUGUAUUCCUAAGUAUAGUAUACAGGAUGGUGGAUUGAGUAGCUGGUUGUACAGGUAUUAAGUAGUAUGCAUAUUAAUAAAUGUAUGGAUCAAAUAAAAAUCUAUUCCAAAUAUUAAACAUCUACUUUCAAAACUACUGUUCUAGAAACCAGGUGUAUUUGUUUGAGAGUAGUAUUGAUCCACCACUGUUAAACCUGAAAUCAGAUUUGGAUUGUGGCAGGAAAUACCAUUUUUAAGUAAAAGUCCCCAUAACUGUAAAAAGAUCUCUUGCACUACAGAAGUUGCAUCAUUCCUUCACAACAGCAAAUAAAGCAUUCAAAGCACUGAA